GCAUUUGGUCAAAGAUGUGGGAGGUUUGAUCUCCCUUCCCCACAAUUGUCGUACUAUAUUAGUUUGCUGACAUUGACAAAAUUUCUGCAUUCUUCCCUACAAAACGAAAGCUUAAUUUCCCACACUUUCCAAUCAUUAUUAUCCAAUUCAAUACUAACAAAAUCAUCUAAUUUUCUAAUCCUUUGUUCCCUUUAAUCAUAUUUCUCUCUACCCCACUUCCAAACAUGGCCUUUUGGGCGGCAAGAACCAAAGGGAAGAUGGCUCGCUCAUGUCAUCCCUUCAUCAUUUCCCAUUCACCUUUCUUCUUAAACCCUUUACAAUGGCGAAAGAUUUCUCCAUAUAUUAUCAAUGUGAUUCCAAGCUCACUAGUUUUCAAGCCAUUCCACUUCAAAUUUUCUUUCCCACUUUUAAUCCACAUUUUCGCUGCUCAAAUUCCUCACACCCCUUGUCUUUACAAAUCCCAUUUUAGGGGAGAUUGAGAAAAAGGGUUUUCUGAAAAGUGUUUGUGUUUGAUUUUUCAUUUGGGUUUUUGUUUUUUAUGUGUAAUUAGUUAUUGAAGAAUGAGAAACUUUUAUGAGAUGGAGCUCAUUGCUAUGAGCGUUUGUAAUGCUUUUCUUCUGCCAUUAGUUCAAGGCUCAGCUCAUGAAGAGUUGCAGAAAGCUAGGAGUCAGAGAAGCAUAGAAGACAGCCAUGAAAAGUUAAGCCAUCAAAAGAGAUUUGAUAUUCAACUCCAUGGAUUGCUCCUCUGGAUUUCAAUGGGGUUCCUAAUGCCCGUUGGAAUACUUACAAUUAGAAUGUCUGGUAGGAUGGCUCGUGGGUCGACUCUGUUGAAGGUCUUCUUCUACCUCCAUGUUGUUUUGCAGACACUAUCCCUCCUCUUGGCCACAGCUGGAGCUGUCAUGUCCAUCAGAAAUUUUGAGAACUUAUUUAAUAAUGGCCAUCAAAGGAUAGGUUUAGCUCUUUACAUAGCCAUUUGGGCACAGGCAGUGAUAGGCAUUUUCAGGCCUCAAAGGGGAAAGAAAGAAAGAAAUGCAUGGUUUCUUAUGCAUUGGAUUCUUGGAACAAUAAUUUCUAUAGUGGGAAUCAUCAAUAUCUAUACUGGCUUAAAUGCCUACCAUAAGAAAACUUCAAGAAGCAUUGGAUUAUGGACUGUACUCUUCACUGCAGAGAUCUCUUUCAUUGGUUUCUUUUAUUUGUUUCAAGAUAAAUGGGAGUUUUUGCAGAAGCAAGGGGUUGUUUUAGGGGAAUCUGAAGCAGUUUCUCAUUCUGAUGAACAAGUAGAAACUCAAAGGCAAAACUCCAAGGAAUUGUUGCCUAAUCCUUGUACCAAACAAAAUGCACUCCGAAACUUGUUUGAUUAAAAUGGGGUUUUUUUUUCCUCCCCCAUUUUUCUUACAAGCUUAGCUACUCUGUUUACACGUUCUAUCUGACUGAAAUUUCUACUCUAUUUUUGAUGCAUGCACUUUGUGCAAGUGAACUGUGAUCCUCGGGGCAGCAUAAGCUGAUGAGUGCAUGCAUCAAAAAGAGUAUCUUCCAUUUGCUCGAAUUUACAUCAAUUAUAUUUGUUAUAAAUCCAAAAUUAAAUUCCUAGUGGUUGAAGUUUUUGCCCCAAGAGAUUUUAUUUUGAUUGAUGGUGGAGUGUUAAAGAGUAUAUAUGUAAAACCUUAUUAGUUUAAAGCGUGUGGAUUUGGUAGUUGUUUAACAUUGCAUUAGGUGAGAAAAUCUUGUUAUGAAUUGUAAUCUUUUUUUAAUUAUAUGUGAUGAUGUGCUUUUGAGUAUCCUCCCUUCUGAGUGGAAAUGGCAGUCAUUUAGAGGAUGGGGUUACCCAGUUUACAACUUCAACUAGGGUUUUGGAAGUGAAGGGGCUUGGGAAUUCAGUUUUGAACUUUAAAGAUGUGCCAGAGAAGGCUACUUUUCUUCCAAAGAAGAAUCUUUUAACUGCACCCAUGUAUUGGAGGUUUAGAUAUUCACCCUCCUACUUAUAAAAGGAAAUGUUUUGCUUUGCAAAUGUUGCAAUAAUUUAAACGCACAAGGUUUGGCCUUCCAUUUGUAUUAUAAUAUUGCUCUAUCAUGCAUUCAUACUCUUGUAGGACGACUAUAAUCUACGAUGUUCAUUGAAGAUUCAAAUUUUAAA
Molecule: messenger RNA, 2134 nt
Organism: Cucumis melo (muskmelon)
Lineage: Eukaryota; Viridiplantae; Streptophyta; Magnoliopsida; Cucurbitales; Cucurbitaceae
Product: cytochrome b561 domain-containing protein At4g18260
Exons: 4
Coding region: 561-1361 (266 amino acids)
Molecular function (GO): transmembrane monodehydroascorbate reductase activity
Source: RefSeq, a predicted model, not a curated record